Molecule: messenger RNA, 5385 nt
Organism: Cyclopterus lumpus (lumpfish)
Lineage: Eukaryota; Metazoa; Chordata; Actinopteri; Perciformes; Cyclopteridae
Gene: coro7
Product: coronin 7
Exons: 28
Coding region: 129-2903 (924 amino acids)
Molecular function (GO): protein binding
Source: RefSeq, a predicted model, not a curated record
CGGACAGCGCCGCGGAGCAAAGCGAGCGGACACCGCACGGCCAAACCGAACUGUCAAGCUGCAACAGGAGUUCUCUGCAGCCCGACAGAGACACCCGGAAGGCACGAAAGUCAAUCUGAGGGAGCACCAUGAAUCGCUUCAAGACCUCCAAAUUCAAAAACACCACUCCGAAAAUCGCCAAGAAAGACGAAUGGAUCAACAAUGUCCGAGCUGGUUCCUUCUCCUGCCAGGGCAGCCGCAUCAAAGCCAGCUCCAAGCUGGUGGCCUUCACUACCGAGCAGGCUGGUGGGGGUAUGCUGGGCCUGUCCUCAGUCAAACCUGGUUCAGAUGGCCAAUGGACAGUCACGCAGAUAUCUUGCCAUUCUGAUCUGGUGACCGAUAUGGACUUUUCUCCUUUUGAUGAAAGUCUCCUGGCAACGUGCUCUGGGGAUGAAACGGUGAAGCUGUGGCGUUUGUGUGAUCCAGAGCUGCAGCAGCCCAGCAGUCCUUUGCUGACCGUGCGUCCGGGUCAGGGCAAACUGGAGCUGGUGCUCUUCCACCCCACGUCCUCUGGCUUGCUGGCUGUGGGUGCUAACAAGUCCCCCCUGAUAUGGGACACCUGCCGCCAGGAGACACCACUAGCAGUUCUGGAGCAGCACGGUGACCAGCUGCAGAGUCUGAGCUGGAAACAGGACGGCUCCCUGCUGGCUUCCUCCUGCAAGGACAAGAUGCUGCGAGUGUUUGACCCCAGAGCCCAGCUGACACCUGUUCAGAGUGCCACGAGCCUUCAGAGCAACAAGGAUUCACGCAUCCUGUGGGCCAAAGACGAGCUGCUACUCACCACCGGCUUUGAUAUGAUGCGCAGUCGGGAGGUGAGGCUUUGGGACAGCAGGAAGCUGAGCUCUUCCAUCAGCUCGACGUCACUCGGCAUCUCCAGCGGGAUGAUGAUCCCUCUGUUUGAUGAUGACACUGGUCUGCUCAUCCUGGCCGGCAUGGGAGACGCUGUGAUCGAUUGCUUCGAGGUGACUGCCUCUGAGCCUUUCUUCUCGCAAGUGAGCCACUGCCUGAUGGACACCUCAACGCGCGGCGUCGCUAUGGUACCCAAGGUGGCGCUGGAUGUCCUGUCCUGCGAGGUGAUGCGUGUCCUUCAGCUGACAGACAGCUGCAUUGUGCCAAUCGGCUACCAGGUCCCUCGCAAGCAUUCGAGCCAGGAGUUUCAUGAAGACCUUUACCCAGAUACGGUGGGCACGACUCCAGCCAUGUCUGCUGAGGAGUGGUGGAAGGGAGGCAACAAGCAGGUGGAGAAAGUCAGCCUCAGGCCAGACAAACAGCACAAGCCAAAGGCUGCACCAGCAAAGAAGAAGGAGCUGGCCAGUGGGGGGAGCAAAGAGGAUCCGGCCCGCGGCUGCUCCACCUCCAGUAGUCCUCUGAGCACGCCCAGCAGCAGCGCUGCCGCGUCCCGCUCUCCUUCCUCCACCUCCGGGCUCUCCUCAGGCUUCCUCCCCAGCCCCAGCCAGAGCACCAAGGCCAUCCAGAGCCUGCUGGGGCCGACCUCCAAGUUCCGUCACAUCCAGGGUGCCGUGACGCACCGCGACACGCACAUCACCAACCUGCGGGGCCUCAACCUGACGACACCGGGCGAGUCCGACGGCUUCUGUGUCAACCGACACCGCGUGGCAGUGCCCCUCGCUAUCUCCGGGGGCCAGAUCGCCAUCUGUGAGCGCUCUCAGCCUGGCAGGCUGCCUGACACAGCCCUGCCUACCAUCCAGAACUCUGUUAAUGUGGUGGACUUGUCUUGGGACCCCUUUGAUGCCCACCGGCUUGCUGUGGCUGGGGAUGAUGCAAAGAUCCGGGUGUGGCAGGUACCAAAGGGGGGGCUGAAAGACACCCUGACUGAGCCUGAGGUCCUCCUGCAAGGCCACACGGAGAAGAUCUACUCCAUCGCGUUCCACCCUCUGGCCAGCGGACUCCUGGCAUCUUCAUCCUACGACCUCACAGUCAGACUGUGGAACCUGGAGAACGGAGAACAGGUCAACCUCCUCACUGGACACGAGGACCAGAUCUUUUGCAUGGCGUGGAGCCCGGACGGCAAGCUCCUGGCCACAUUGAGCAAAGAUGGCAAAGUUCGCAUCUACGACCCGCGCAAGUCCACUGCGCCUGUGCAGGAGGGCCCCGGUCCCGAGGGCCACAGGGGCGCUCGUGCGGUCUGGGUAUGUGAGGGCAAGUACCUGUUGGUGUCAGGAUUCGACAGUCGCAGUGAGAGAAAACUUUCCCUUUACUCCGCUGACUCCGUGUCCUCUGGAGCCGUCGCCAGCACCGACAUCGACACCUCUCCCUCCACACUCAUCCCGUUCUACGACCCCGACACCGGGGUGGUCAUCCUCUCCGCAAAAGGGGAGACAAGAGUGCACAUUUAUGAGAUUGUCCCUGAAGAUCCGUACUUUAUGGAGUGCAGCAGCUUCAACUCCCCCGAGCCGCUUAAGGGCUUCGCCUUUCUGCCCAAAUCGGAGUGCAAUGUGCGUGAUGUGGAGAUCGCUGUGGGACUCAUGCUCACCAAGGCAGCUAUUGAGCCAGUGGCCUUCAAAGUGCCUCGGGUCAAGAAAGAGUUUUUCCAGGACGAUGUGUACACCGACACCGCUGUCUGUUGGGAACCAGCACUGACUGCCUCUGCCUGGCUGUCCGGCUCCAACGGCCAGCACAAAAAGAUCAGCCUGAAGCCCAAAGACAUGACCCCAGUGAGUGAGGCCCCGAAAGAGGCUCCAGUGAGGAAAUAUCUGCCCUCGUCGGUUUACUUGGAGGAGAAGACUGACGAACAGAAGAAAGAGGAGCUGCUCAGUGCCAUGGUGGCUAAGUUGGGGAACAUUGACGACCCGCUGCCACAGGAUUCCUUCGAGGGGGUCGACGAGGACGAGUGGGACGACUAGAGCGGACGCCAUCUUGGAUCCCGGAGCCAACAGCAGAGAGCAGAUCUACACACGGGUCCAGGAGCUCCAUCCGCGAACAUCUCAUCCUCUAUGGCACAAAGAAUACUGCACAAUGUGAAAGGAAACAAUCACAAUAACCACACAACACACCCUCUGAUAUCAGUAUGUAUCACUAUAUCUGUAAAGGUUUAGAAAAUCAAAUGUCAUGUUGUCUAGUUUGGUGUUCAUCACAUCCGACUGCGUGGAAUUUGACAUGAAGAUCCUUGUAAUCCUUAAGGUUUGAGAAAUUAUUUCUGCAUUUUUUAAUUAUUUCGAAAAUAAAUCUGACAGCAACCGGUUUGUUAUGUUAACGUAGACUACAAAAUGAUGUCGCGCUAUUCAGGAUAUUUGGAAAAGACAUAACACAACGCCGGUAAAUAUGAGAAAAUAGUGACGUCAUAAAUCAGGACGCCGCAAACAUUCCUGGUAAACCAAUGUGUGUGUGUUUUUUUUUUGUUUUUUUUAAAUGGAUGAGUAUUUUUAGCACAGCCUCUCUUUUUGUUUAUGAUAUGCAUCCAUAAAUAAGCACGAUAAUACAUUCUGAGGUGUUAAAAAAAAGAAGAAGAAUGGCCAGUGUGUUGGAUGCCGGGUAUCGUUUCAUACCAGUCGGUGCACAUUUACCUCCGCCGUGGACCACUGCUUGCUUUCUUUAUUUUUUUUAUUUUUUACUGGCCGGUCAUUUUGAAUACACUUCGUUCACAAAUGUGUCUUUUUGAAGGAUGUAAUGUUGUGUUAAUGAACUCAUUGCAUGAGUGAAUCUCUCGUCUUCCUGGUUGAUCAGGUAAAACACACACACACACACACACACACACACACACACACACACACACACGUUUACUGUAGUCGAGCCUUCAAGCAGCAAAAACCACACGAGGACACAACAGGGUCACCAGUGUUCAUGUUUGGCCAUGAACUGGGAUUUCUUAUUACAACAUUAAAUUCACUUUUUCUUUGCUCGCCAACGAUAGAAUAAAAUGCCAAUUUAACAAUAAUGUGCUAUUUGUAGAAUUGAUUAAAUGUUUUGCCAAUGCGGUAGUCUUAUAAUAGUCUCAUAAGGUGGGGUUAAAGGUCGAUACAACUAACAUGUUAUGCAUUGAAUGCCAAACCACGUGCUUUUUGGAGUUUGUAUACUAUAAGAUGAUUAUUCCUUUUCUUUCUUUUCUUUUUCGCUGGGCAACUUGUAACCAUGCUCUUGGUUGCUUGACUGUUUGGGGACAUUCCUCAUUUAAAUGAGCUAAUUUUCUAUAUCUAAUGUUAACUAGCAGUAAGUAAUCAUUGUGUUGAUCAGCCAAUAACAGUACAGUAUUAAUAACUUGCAAAACGGCCAUAACAGGUAUCAUGUAAUCUCCAAUCAGGGCUACACAAUAUCGUCAAUAAUGAAGUCUUGAACCCACCAUCUGUUAACCACCUCAGAUGGACUGAACCAUUGAUUCAGUCCAUCUGUUAACCACCUCAGAUGGACUGAACCACCUCAGAUGGACUGAACCAUUGAUUCAGUCCAUCUGUUAACCACCUCAGAUGGACUGAACCACCUCAGAUGGACUGAACCAUUGAUUCAGUCCAUCUGUUAACCACCUCAGAUGGACUGAACCACCUCAGAUGGACUGAACCAUCGAUUCAGUCCAUCUGUUAACCACCUCAGAUGGACUGAACCAUCGAUUCAGUCCAUCUGUUAACCACCUCAGAUGGACUGAACCAUCUCAGAUGGACUGAACCAUUAAUUCAGUCCAUCUUUUAACCACCUCAGAUGGACUGAACCAUUAAUUCAGUCCAUCUGUUAACCACCUCAGAUGGACUGAACCAUCGAUUCAGUCCAUCUGUUAACCACCUCAGAUGGACUGAACCACCUCAGAUGGACUGAACCACCUCAGAUGGACUGAACCAUUAAUUCAGUCCAUCUGUUAACCAUCUCAGAUGAACUGAACCAUCUCAGAUGGACUGAACCAUUAAUUCAGUCCAUCUGUUAACCAUCUCAGAUGGACUGAACCAUCUCAGAUGGACUGAACCAUUAAUUCAGUCCAUCUGUUAACCACCUCAGAUGGACUGAACCACCUCAGAUGGACUGAACCAUUAAUUCAGUCCAUCUGUUAACCACCUCAGAUGGACUGAACCAUCGAUUCAGUCCAUCUGUUAACCACCUCAGAUGGACUGAACCAUCUCAGAUGGACUGAACCAUCGAUUCAGCGGGUCACGCACGCCGUGUUGACGUGGUGACCUGCAGGUGUCGUCUGUGUCUGUGUGAUAUACACUGUGUGUGCUUUUUGGUUCUCAAACGCCGUACUUUGUAAUAUUUGGAUCGGAUUAACUGUUAACAUUGUGUUAAAAAGAGCUUCCUUUUAUACACCGAGUUGAGCAUUGUUAUUGUUUUGUCUGUUGUACUCGAGGGAGGGUUUGUGGAAUGUUUUUCAAUAUCGUCUUGCAAUAAACACAUAUUUGAACCUAC